Chelmon rostratus (copperband butterflyfish) is the source of this 6799-nucleotide messenger RNA. It is a transcript of the gene prdm2a, whose product is annotated as PR domain containing 2, with ZNF domain a. The record is from RefSeq and is a predicted model, not a curated record. Gene Ontology annotation, molecular function: DNA-binding transcription factor activity, RNA polymerase II-specific; RNA polymerase II transcription regulatory region sequence-specific DNA binding. The coding region runs from base 382 to 4572 and encodes 1396 amino acids. Gene Ontology annotation, biological process: regulation of transcription by RNA polymerase II. The transcript has 4 exons. Lineage: Eukaryota; Metazoa; Chordata; Actinopteri; Chaetodontiformes; Chaetodontidae. Gene Ontology annotation, cellular component: nucleus.
CAACCUGCACAAGAGGAAUGUUUCAAACGGUUCAGCGGCGGUUCGUGUGGUCGCUGACGGAAGUCCGUGCGGUAACUGUAACGUGCACUUUUAAAUAACAGUUAGUGUUCGUAACGGUCGUGUCGAACAUGUUAUCCUGAAUAUAGCUACGGCUCACGAGCUAGCAUCGCAGCUAGCAGUAACGUUACAUUGUUAAUGCUUUAAUGGCGAUAACAGCUGAUUUCUUUCACUUGGAGAGAGAAAAACCUGUGUCUUCAUCUGUCCAACAAAACAUGCCUUGUACCCCGCACUGACCAUGAAAAUGGUAAGAUGGUGUGACAAUUGUCAAAAGUCCUGUGUGACAUACUUCAUUCAGAGAACUGGUUACAACCUCCGCAGAAAAUGGAGGACUCUCCUCUCUUAUACAUCUCUGAAAUUGGAGACAAUGAGGAGGAAGAGGAUGAUGACACUUAUCAAGAGGAAGCUGACAUGGCACCAGACAUGAUUAAGUCACUGUACCCAGAUCUACAUAAACAUCCCAGUCAGGAUACUGAGAGAGACAGCAAUUCUUUUCCCUGCCAGCACUGUGAGAGACAUUUUACCAGCAAACAAGGCUUGGAACGACACAUGCACAUCCACACUUUGGCGAACAGCGAGGCUCACGCAUACAAAAGCAACAAGAGCAACAUGUCUUUUGGUUCAAAUCUGGGUCAGCUGCCACAUGAGAAGAUGAAGCCUCUUGAUUCAGAGAAUUCAGUCACGCAGCUUCAUGCUUCAUCCCCCACGAGCUCUAAUACUUCAAUUUUGUUGGCUGGAGAUCACACUGCUCAGCCAGACAAACAGGGAGUCUCAGACGGCCAUCAUGCCUGCAAGUACUGUGAAAAGAUAUUCACUACACAUACCAACAAGCGACGGCAUGAGCGCAGGAUCCACGAGCAGCACCUGCAACUGACACGUGUAGAAAAAACCCAGCUGCCUCAGGAGGAACAUCCUCAGAGGAUAUUCAAUGAAGCAUCUCAACACAAAACAGAGCUUGGUGACAGUGCAGCACCUGCAGCUCUUCCGGAGAAUGAAGGGGAACACGCAGAACAAUACAUGCUAGAUGUCUCUAGCAAUAUUUCAGAGAAUCUCAGCUUUUACAUUGAUGGGAAGAUAGUGUCAACAAGUACAGUCAGUAGCUGUGAAGCAGCUGAGGUGCAUUCUGGGUCUUUAGUUAGACUGGAUUCCCUGAUUCUAGACCCUGCUCACAUCAGCCAGGUUUUAAAUACAGAUUCAGUUACAGGCAAAGAGAUACCUGGUCAACCACUGGCCAAGAGAAGAACUGCAACACCACCUCUUUUACCACAAAUUAAAACCGAACUGGAGUCUGAGGUGGUCGUGUCUUCAUCCUCUUCAUCGCUUGUGUCUUCUUUAAUUGAGAAUCUACUUCCUCAGAAUACAGAGUCUACCAUUGUGCAGAAGGAAAGAACUGUGUUUCUGUCACCUAAGCUGAAGCAGCUCCUAGAGAAGCAGGAUGGCCUUAAACCUACACUUGCCCUCAUCACAGAUGGUCAGAAGCCUUGUUCACCUGUGUCUCUCUCUGUCCUGCCUGCUGGAACAGGGAGGUUUAAAAGACGGACUGGAUCUCCACCAAGCUCCCCGCAGCAAAAUCCAACAUCCUGUGAGGAAACAACGCUCGAUAUGGUGGAUUGUGAUUCUGUAGGUGCAGGACAGAUGGAAACACAACAUAGUUCCUCACCAAUGCACCAAACAGCAGAUGAAAAAGAUGACACAGCUCCACCUCUAGAGAAUCCAGCAGUGAAACCUGUCUUGACCGAGAACUGGCCCCCCCUGACUGGCGGUAAUUCCUGCAACCAGCAACCGCUGGAUCUCUCUAAUACAGUGAAAAGAAAUGCAGAUGUAGCUUUAGCUGAUGCUGUGCUGGAUUUGAGUUUGCAAAAAAAGAUCCUCUGUGAAUCUGACCUGACAGUAAAUGUAGUUUCACAGGCAGUUUUUAAAGAAGGAAAAUCAAAUACAUGCAUGGUAGAGCAGACCGUAAUGAAUAUUGGAGAGCAAACUGUAAGUCUGGGGAAUCCUGAGACCCCUUUAGUCACAGAUUUCACCAUAGUUACAGGUCCAGACAUAAUGACCCCAGUGGAGCCUGUUGCAGAAGGACUUGUUUAUGGACUUGCCCUUCCCUCUAACUCUCUGACUCCAUCACCUGCCUCCCUAACCCCUGUUGCCUUGCAGCCAGCUUCACCGUGCACUGUUGCUUUUGCUUCCCCAGCCUCACACACCAUGCUCCCUACCACGCCUUCAUUAAUCACAGUUUUGGCACCACCACCUAUUUCCAAUCCUUCAAGUCAACCAAUCCAGGUAUUAGCCCCAAACAUAUCUCCUGAGCCCUUAGUAAUCUGCACAGAAAAUGCAUUAAAUUCUUCAGAGUGUGAUUUAACUACUGCAUUUGCCACUACAAAUUCUGCAAAACUUGUCACUCUCUCACAGUCCCUUGACCCGAGUCUAAAUCUCCCUGGCCAUGUGUUUCUCACUGAUCCAAUAGCUCUAAAUCAACCUCUGGUUGAGUCCACUCCUGUGUCAGAAGUGCCAUUCACGCCCACUGUGACUUUAAAUGAUUCCUUCAUCAACUCUUAUAACAUUACCAGCAACACAGUGUUGAUAGAGUGCACAAUAGCUCUCGAAGCCCCGGGGAGUGUAGUCCCUGCUGCGAUUACCUUACAAGAAAACACUGCUGACCCUCCAGCACCUUCACAGAUGCUUGUUAACCACAUAGAACAGCAACAGAUUGUAUCAGUGCCCAACCCUCAAACUGUGGACCCCACUGUUCUUAUGUCCUCCAUCGCAGAAUCAGUAACUCUGUCCACCACCACCUCAGUGAUAUCUGAUUGUCCUGCUGUAGGUGAAUCCAGUCCUGACCCGGAGCCUGUUGUUGAUCUGGAGCCACCAACCAUGAAAGAGGAGGAAGCUGCUGACAGCACUGUUUCCAUACCCGAAAUCCCACUGAAAACCUCAUCUUCAUCUGUGAAAGCUGAAGAGGACGAAUCCUCAAGUAACACACCAAGUGAUGCACAGCCACAGACGUUCACCAAGAAUUUCAUCUGCAAUGUGUGUGAUAAGCUUUUCCAUUCGAUGAAAGAACUAGGCGACCAUGUAGGGGACCAUGCUGAAGAGUGGCCCUACAAGUGUGAGUUCUGCGUGCUGCUCUUUGGAAAACCCUCCGCUUUGCUCGACCACAGAUCGAGCCUCCAUGGUGUCGGCAAGACUUAUGUUUGCAGUGCAUGUACAAAAGAGUUUGUCUACCUUUGUAACCUGAAACAGCACCAGGAAGAAUUACAUCCCGGCCUGCAGUGUACAUACACAGAAGAAGAGAAGGGGAAGCUAAGACCUCAGAACUACAACAACUCAACAAAAGUCAGCACAGAGCCUUCGGUGCCCGAUGCUCCAGAGGAACCCAAAAAACUGGUGAACAAGGAGGAAGGUGAAGUAGAUGUGGCUGCUGAAGAAUUGUUUACAACGAUAAAAAUCAUGGCCUCAGAUGGAGGCAAAAUCAAAGGGCCUGAUGUUCGUCUUGGCAUCAACCAACAUUAUCCCAGCUUUAAGCCCCCUCCAUUUCCUUACCAUAACAGAUCACCUGCUGGCUCAGUGGCUUCAGCCACAAACUUCACCACCCACAACAUCCCACAAACCUUUAGCACGGCUAUUCGGUGCACCAAGUGUGGGAAAAGCUUUGAUAACAUGCCAGAGCUACACAAGCAUAUCCUGGCUUGUGCAAAUGCCAGUGAUAAAAGGCGAUACACCCCCAAAAAGAAUCCCAUCCCACUACGGCACUUUGCAAAAACCCAGAAAGGAGUUUUGUCUACCACUAAUUCUACGAAUGGACUAAAUGCUUCGAACAGACCCAGCCAGUCAAACAGGUCCAAACCCAACCAAGAAUCCCCAGUCAAAGUGAAGUUCAAGGUACUGAACAAAAGAAAGAAGAAGUUGGUCCAAAGGGUCAUGCCACAGAGGAACAAAUCAGUCCCUUCAUCAAAUAAAAUGUCACCUGCACAGGUGGAUGAGCAGCAGGAGGUGUUUGUCUGCCCGCACUGUAGCAGGGAGUUCACAAUGCGUCGCAGCAGAACCAAACACAUGGCAGUCUGCCCCAAGAAACUGAAGGAGGUGAAAAAGAGGAAAGAAGGAGGAAUCUCUGUGACAAAGGAAAAUGAUGGACACCUGCAUCAAGGUGUUGAGGAGAAACAACAAACCUCUCCCCAGCAUAAAACGAGACUCCAGACUUCUGGCCCCGCAAAGAGGCCUGCCAACCUACCAGUGCAAACUGUCUUUUCAAACAAAAGAAGUAAAAUUAUUAUUAAAGAGAGCAUGCAGCCAAAACAAGAGGUCGCCACUCUGAAUGAACUUCCCAUUGUACGCACUUUCAACCCCUCCAUGCGUCAGUAUAGCAGAGUGCAGCAUAGCGUCAAAGGGAUCCCCAUUAAAAUCACCCUGGUGAAACCACAACAGACCGCGCCACAGAAGGAUGAGCUGCCUCCCGCCCACAGCCAAGAAGAAGCAGCCGGAGCUGUUAGCAGCAGCUCUGAGCAGAGCCCUACAGAUUGAGGUCUACCCAGCAGCCCACCGGGGAUCGUCAGGACCCUGCAGUGCGGAACACACUUGUGUCAUAGUGAUACUAAAGGGACAUAACUGCUAAUCACACUGUAACUCAUGUGCUCAUAGAUUGCAUCACACUGUACAAUGACUGACUGAAAUCAGGAUGGAUAAAACACACGGCUGAGGAUACUGCAGUGAGUGGACAUGUUCAACUGAGUAUUUGAAUGCGUUUGUGGUAGCUUGAAGUUCUGUAAAUUUCUCCUUCAUUUCAACAGCUUGGAUUUGCACUUUGAAGUUAAUCUGACUGCUACAUGUCACAAAUUGGAAAGGAAGUGGGAGGAAUUGAGCUGGGAGGCUGCUCUCAUUUCAUACUUGGUGGGUUAUUUAGAGAGGAUGGCAGGUGGCAAUCAUUUUCAGCAUGCAUUUGCACUUUUCCUUAUCUGUUGUCUGUGGCCUUUUGGUUUAAACUCUUACUGCAUGCUGUGAGCUCGUAGGACAGCUACAUUAAUUUUGGAUGGAUUCUGUUGAUGCAGUUAGGCCUUAAACGCUGAAUCGGAUGUUGCUCUGUUGGUCUGAUUGACAAUAACCAGUGUAAUCACAUGGAGGAUGCAUUAGGAUUGCUUUGAAACACAAGACUACAGAAUCAGAAAAUUAACAUGCUCUAUUGUAUAGUUUACCUUACAAAUUAUUAAGGAUAUCAGCUCUGUUGAUUACUUUUAAGGAAAUCAGAACUCAAUUAUUGGUUUGAAUGUAAUAUUGGUAGAUGUAUUGCUACAGCCUUUCCUAAAUCCAAACCAUACAAUCUGGUUGGCCUAUUUGCUAUUAGUUUAUAUGAAGGUUUUGAGAAUAAUGCUCUUUAUGUGCCAUCAAAUGUAUAUAAUAUGUCUAAAUGUGCAUAAAGGUGAUAAGGAAUAAACAUAGUUCGCUGUUUCCCACAUAUAGAAUUAAUUUUGGUGGCCCAUCCAAAUAGAUUCAUUUGUUUAUCUCUUCAAAAGUGUGUGGAGCUGCAGUUGAAAGUGCAGAGUACUUAAAAAUAAUACAUUGAUAUGCUAUACGCAUUUGUUAGAAGGGCUCCCUGCUGCAAUCCGAGCUGGAGUUCACAGGCCACCACACAUAUAUUUCCAACUGUUGGAAACACUGCAGUUUGAUAUAUUUUGCGCUGCAGUCCCAAACAGAAGUACUGUGUCCAGUAAUAUUCUGUAUGAAUGCAUCAUUGCCACUUUAAUAAUAAUAUAAGUUCAUUUCUAACGAGCGUUAACUGUUAACAGAGCCAGCUGCAGUGCUUGGCCUCACUGCAUUUCUACUGAAAUCCUGAAAUAUUUACAGUAAUUCAGUUUUCUUGUAGGCUUUAUUUUGCACCUGUUUAACAAAAUGCUUGUCAGAAAUAUGAUUUUUAAGUGCGUGUGUGUGAGCGUGUGUGCGCGUGUGUGUGCGCGUGUGUGCGCGCGUGCGUGUGUGUGUGUGUGUGUGUGUGUGUGUGUGUGUGUGUGUGUGUGUGUGUGUGUGUGUAUUCCCCCCAUUCAAUGACUAGAAAGCUUCGUAUUAAUAAUACAGUCUGUUUAGGUCUCUGUCAUCUGUAGUAUACAAACACUUCACUGUUGCUUAUACUCUGUAUAACAGUUGUCAACAGUUUAUUGUGUGAAGUGUGUAUAAUGAAAUCCAACAUGUAUAAAUCACAAAACGGAAAUGUAAGCUCAUGGGGUAAUGUUUGCUUUAACUCUGUAGUGACACAUGAUCUGUUUAAAUUUUUUUAUAAGAUGCUAGUUUGAUGAGUCAGUGCUAUACAGGGUAGUUAUUUCAUUAUGAUUAAGUUGUAUUAAUUUGUGCAAACUAAAAGUUGACAGUGUAUCUGAGAGAGAGAGAGAGAGUCAUGGUACUUGUACUUUUCAUUUUUUGCCUUUUCAACCCUUGCUGGUAAUAUUUCCCUCAUUGAGACAGACUGCAAUGUGUUGGAUGUACAGGACGGUUUGGUUGACUGUUAUUUAACUGUGAAAAGUGCUUGUAGCAUUUCUAAGUGUAAAUUGAGUCAUGUAUAUUUAUUAAUAAUUUAAAAUCAUGUUAUCAAUCUCUGAACUGUAUGAUUUGCACUAAAGGUUUUUCAAGCGAGUAUUCUAAAUAAAUGGAGAAUGUUAAGGUUAUAUGUGAAGUUUGUGUGAAACCUUCUUUAAUAAACAAAUCAAAUUAGUCACAUUAUUGCUGGUAAAUUCUUUAUGUAGAAGUCAGUGCAUUUCAUGUU